This is a messenger RNA of Plutella xylostella (diamondback moth), 1749 nucleotides long. RefSeq lists its product as uncharacterized. NCBI's taxonomy places the organism in Eukaryota, Metazoa, Arthropoda, Insecta, Lepidoptera, Plutellidae. The record is from RefSeq and is a predicted model, not a curated record.
UGUUCAGGAAUACGAGUGUGAUACCCUUCAGAUGGCGCGAAGGAUUCAAGUGCUUUUACUGUGGCCAGCUUGAGCCCGGCUACGGUGAAUUUAGGAAGCACACGAAAUCGCACGACAUUAAACGGCUAUCCACUAUAAAAGCUAACGUGAAAAUAGAUGUCUCUAAAAUCUGUUGCGAGAUUUGCGACCACACUUCUGAAAGCGUAGAAGAAUUAGGUGCUCAUUUGGUAGAAAGCCAUCAGUUGACGUACAGAAGGGAUGUGGAGAAUUUUCUAGAAAUGUAUAAUUUGGAUAACAUGAGCUGUCCGAAAUGCAAUGAAGCGUGUAAGACUUUCAGAAGCCUGCGGCUGCAUAUUAGCAAUACGCAUGCUCAAGUCACCUAUAAUUGUGAAGUUUGCGCCGAAAAGUUCUACCGGAAUAGAGACUUGGCAUUCCACGUCAAAAAUUCACAUCGCCAAGGCGGCUACUCUUGUAGACUCUGCUCCCAACAAUUCUUAACUAACAGCAAACUUAGUUUCCACACAAAAGAUAGACAUAUAACAUCCUGCCAUAUUUGUUUCGAAAGUUUCCCUACGCCAGAAAUAAAAAGAACCCACAUAAAAGACGAACAUAAAAAUCAGAACUGCCCGACUUGUCACAAAACCUUUCUGUCCAAAUACGGUAUGCAAAAGCAUAUGCAGAGCUGCGUCAAAACUGAAUGUGUCAAAAAAGAACUUACACCUAACGUGUCAAUAAAGAAAGAAAACGAACCGGUGCCGAAGACGUCAUCGAGAAAGAUUAGGGAAAAUAUAGCGUGCGUCUUAAAUAUGUCGACGGCGGUACCUUUUAAGUACUACAUGAACCGUUUCAGAUGUUUUUACUGUCCGAAAGACUUUAUAGACUUUGAAAUCCUUAGGGAACACACAGUAACAGAUCAUCCUGUUUGUGAUACGGACGAAAGAGGCCUGCGAUUGUGCCGAGGCAAAGAAGUCAACGUUAAAUUAGAUAUAACGUCUUUAUCUUGCAAGGCGUGUUCAGAAAAGUUUACCGAACUUGACAAAUUAAUAGACCAUCUCAUAAACAAACACGAUGGCAGUUACGAUAAGACAAUAAAAAACGUUUUGUUUCCUUACAAGCUUAUUAAAGACAACAUGGCUUGCCCGGCGUGUCCAGCCGUGUUUAGAUACUUCGGAAAGCUGUUGACGCAUCUCAACGAAGUCCACACGGACAACAAUAUAAUUUGUAUGUACUGUGGCCAAGCUUUCCGAAGCCAACCGAACUACCGCUCUCACAUAUCCAGAUACCACAAGGAAAACUUCAAAUGCUUCUGCGGCGACCAAUUCGAGAACCUAAUGAAGUUGCGGACGCACAAAAACAAAAUACACAAACAGAAAUCCUUUAAAUGCCAACAGUGUAAUGAGUGUUUUGACACGAUAUACCAGAGGCUUCGACAUUUGGUGUCUGUCCACAAUUCCGGACACAAAUGCACUUAUUGCGAGAAGAUAUUCACUCGGAAUUCGUUUAUGAAUGACCACAUUCGUCGCAGUCAUUUGAAGGAGAAGAAUGUUGAGUGUUCUGUGUGCGGCGAGAGGUUCUUUGGGAAUACUCAUUUGAAGAUGCACAUGGUUAAACAUAUUGGUGAAAGGAACUAUCAUUGUGACGUCUGUGGGAAAGCGUUCCUGUGGAAAAAGAAUCUGAGGGGCCACAUGGCUUCUCAUAAUAAACGGGCUAUCAUGUAAAUUAUAAUUUUUUUUAAUAACUUUGGUUAGC